AUGCCUGCAGUGUCAAAUUCACUCCCAACACCAGCAAUCUCGCUGGUCUCCACGUUCAACUCAAACAAAACAACCGAACACAACUACAAACUAGCGUUGAAACAAUUCAUCAACAAGAACUUUAUCGGAUCAUUCAAAUUGAUACAUCAAGUCUACUAUUCAGCAUUCAACGAUUACAAACAGGGGACAAUCUCAGAGGACUUACUUAUCAAAAUCAUCAACUUGUACCUCGUUGUCGUUGGAGUGUGUCUCAAGAGCAAGAGCCUUGAUAAUGUACAAGCCAACGCUGCUCGUAAUUCCUUCACUAGUAAUGAAAUCUUGAACCAAAUCAAAUCAGUUUGGCUUGAGGCUGAUAUUCCGUAUGAAAUUAAGUACAAUAUCCAGCUUGUAUAUGCAACUAAUCAAGACUUGAUUCUCGACAAAGAGCUGUAUUUGCACAAUUUGAAGAAAUGGUAUAUUAAUAUCGACACCGAUGAUAAAUUUGGUGGAAAAUUGCUUGAUUUGGUGAAAUUUGAGAUCCUACCCCAGUUUGAGCUCUAUGAUGAAAGUGAACGGUUGAUUGGUGAUGAUGAAAGUGAGUUGCAAAGGUUGCACGACAUCAAGGAUGGUAAAGAGGAAUUUAAGAAUAGAUUGAAACAGGAACAACUCCAAGCUGAAAAAGCAGCAAAGGAGGCCAAGGUUAAAGUCGAGGCUGAUGCUAGGAAAACUGCAAAGGAACUGAGUUUAAAGUACAGCUCAAUUAAGGAGAUUAUAAAUAAUUACAGCAAGGAGGAGAGUAGGUCGGCACCAAGCACUUCUCAAGGUCGCAGUUUGAGUCGUCAACAACAAGUCCAGGCUUUGAAGCAGCGAUUGUCGUAUAUUCUAAACAUCACUGGGUCUUUUCUUGCUCGGAAUUCUGUGGUAUUAGUGGUGCUAAUUGUUUUAUUCCUUGGGUCUGGAAGGUAUUUGAGAAAUGCAAAUAUAAGAGACAAGAUUGUUGAAACUGUGAAAAUGGCUUUCAAGUUUACCUAUGUAUAA
Molecule: messenger RNA, 1017 nt
Organism: Lodderomyces theae
Lineage: Eukaryota; Fungi; Ascomycota; Pichiomycetes; Serinales; Debaryomycetaceae
Exons: 1
Coding region: 1-1017 (338 amino acids)
Source: RefSeq, a predicted model, not a curated record